UAAGUUAAUUGACCUUCCUUAAGUUAAUCUUGAACUAGAUGCAGUGGAUCUGUGUAAUGAGCUUAAACAUUAUAUCAUCGUUUUUUAAACUCUUCAAAUCUAGCAAAAUUACGUAUGAUACGCCUUUGUAAAUUUAAGAGCAGUUAAGAUCACUAAUCAAAAUAAAUCUACUUUAUGCUAUUUAGUAAGCAUGGCUUGCAAACUACAAAUAGAGCGCAUCAAGACAAAAUUUACUCGAUAAUCCCAGAUUUCCCUAGUUUUAAGGUCAUAACUCGAUUAGCGUCCCGAGAUUAAACGUUUGCUUCUGAGCUUGGAAUCGAUUCAUUUCAAUAACAUCAUAAUUCGAUAACGCAAAGAGUCAUCCAGUUAAACGCAGUUAAGAUGUGUGCCUCAUCACAAUUUAUUCUCUAUAUCAUCGAGAUAACAUGAUUAGUGUGAGAGAAUAGACAAACUUAAAAGAAGCCCAUAACUGUGAUCUCUUUAAAUGUAUUGUGUACACCGAGACGUUCACACAUGCAGUGUCGGGACAUAGCGCGCGACAUCGAUAGUAACAGAAGCUAUAGUGAGCACGUGCGUGGCUUCCUCUAUCCGCUUGUACUGUAACACGUGGCCCAUAACAUCGUAAGACAGAGAUGCAUUGACUUAGAAAUCGGGAAACUGUGGGUUUUCUUGUCAUCUAUUGCCCUUACCGGCUUGACUGUAUACGACUUAGUGUUUAUAUGUUACAAUGAUAACAAUUGGUGGCUUCGACGGCUGAUUUGGCGGUUUAUGGCAUGUUUGCAAAUAACCGCCGUUACGGGUGUUUGAUUUUACGUCAAACAAAAACUUCGAGGCUUGUGUAAUUUUUGGGGACUUAAUCAUUAAAAAAUCACACUGUCUCGAUUCACUGACUGCACAGUGCAGAACGCACUGAAGUGAGAUUUUUUGUUGGAUCAUCUGGAACGUGAGGCGUCGCCUUUGUUACAGUGGGAAUAUUUUGUGCUUGUGCAAAAUAACCUAAGAUAAAGGAAUUAAUGUUUCCAUUAUUAAUAGGGACAAGGGUUAAGGAGAGAAAAGUUCAGUACUUAUGAAAAGAAAAAAUAAGUUGUUACAGCAUGGAGUUUCCGGAUUUCACCUAAAAUGAUAACACCUUAAACGAUCAAUUUCUUUGCUGAAAUUUGCAUCUAAUGAAUAGCGGUGUGAUUGGAUACAGUGAGUUGUGGAGAAACCUUUGACAGAUAGAAGUUGAUAGCAGUCCAUUACUGUCAACCCAUGCUCUACUCUUAGAUACUGUUCUUGAUAGAGUGUUCUAUUGGACCGCGGGUGGUAUGCUGCAACGAUUGAAAUGGCUAUUUAUCGCAUUCAUAUGGAUUUUACAAGUAAAAGAAAUGUUUAUAAACGGUUUGCCUUUAAAUGGGACAUUUUCAUCUAGUAUUUCAACAAACAAGUCGGCUGAUUCCUUGAAUACUUCGCUUAACACUCGAGCAAACCAAUCCGAAAGCUUGUCAAAUAGAACCACUCUACUAGAUUCAUUUCAAAUAAAUACCUGGUAUCAGUCCAAAAAAGAGCAUCAAGCACCCGGUGUGAAUUUAGUGUUGCUACCUGUUGGUGCCUUAGUCUGUUUUCUUGUAAUGAUAUCAUUGCGCUUCUGCACAUGGCAAAGAGAGGAUCAUAAGUUUAAAGAGCGAGGAUGUAGUUAUGAUGUCACCAAUUACGUCAUUUUAAUUCAAGGUGACGCAGACUACAGCGAUGUCGAUAUACGAUCAGAGACGCUGUCUAACUAUGACACAGUGAAUUCUUACGUGUCUGGUGUACCCAAAAGUCCUUGGCGUGCUCAUUCAGCCAUGCCAGCCUAUGUUUCCCUCCAAAGCCGCAUUGACUCUCAAAUGUACGACACAGUGACGUCAUAUCGAUCUUACCUCCAAAGUCCUCAUGGCAGAAAGACAUUUAAUUUUGAUAAAAAAGAUAUCAUUGAAAACGAUAAAAUAGUUAACAGUAAACAAACUCCACAGAGACCUCGAAAAAUACCUGGUACUAGAUUUUCAAUCGUCCCGGCACUAGACAACUAUAUGAGAUUAAAGAGUUUGAAUAAACCGCCUUCACAGCCUGAAUCCCCUAAAUUACUUCGCAUGGCCUCAGAAUCACCAGAUACUCUGUCAUCAAAUGAUUCAGAUAUCGGUGUAGUGCCGCGAAGAAACAAAAAAAGUCGUGUUUCUUUCACUGAUAAAAGUAAAGACUGUGGACAGAAUCGGCGACCGAGAAAAUGCAAAAUGGUCGACGCACAAACUCAAGUAGGUUUUCGCCGAAGUAAAACGGCUUCUCAAAAAUCAAAUUCCACCACAAACUCUUCAAUGGCUUCAGAGCCUAUUGAACGUGUCAACAGCGGAGGGGAAACUCCAGAAAAAAGGACAAGUGUAAGCCAUGAAAGUUUAAACAGUGAUUUAAAACGUUCUAACAAUAUUGAAGUCAAAGCAGAAGUAUAUAACGAUCAGAAAUUCUGUAAUAAUCGUAAAAUAUGCGAACCAUGUUGUGAUCGGACUACUGAAGGGAAGGAAAACCUUCAAAAUUGUUAUUUAACAAGUCAGAAUGAAGAUCACACAGCUGUGAAAGGAGUGACAGAAUCCACUCAAUUUGUCUCCGAAAGAACUCUCUCUGCACCUGUGUCAAACGAUUAUGCAGAGAUUCAAAUUAAUAUAACUGAGAAUCCCUAUGUUACUCCUCCCAAAGAGCAGACGACAAGCACAAUGACGUCAUCUCUCUUGUGCUGCCCUAGCAUUCCGCCCAAAACCAAAUCCGAAACAGACUUGUUUAAAAAUAACAACAAUAAUUCAUCCAUGGAAAAUCUAUGUAGAAGAAAGAGUUGCGACAUAAUCCAAAAGUCGCGCGGUAAAAACGCAAAAAUCUCCCCAAUAGGUAUUCACCAAACAAGGUGCUUCUGUGAUAAUCAGAGAAAAUUUUCUCUCGGUGCCAUAUCAAACGAUACCAAUUCCGUAUUUAAGUCUAAGAAUAGAGGGACUUCCUUGUCCUCCCUGAAGGACGUGCUGAACUUAAGGAAAAAGAAUUGUGAACAGAAUGGUAACUUGCUGCAAAAAUCUGAAAGCCGUUCAAAUGUGGAAACCGUUUGAAUGUUUUCAGGAAGUUUUUUUUUUACAUGUUGGGUAUAAUAUGUAAAGUCUAAUUAAUUUUUAUCGAAGACUAAACGAAUUUUCAGUCUUUGUACUUGUAUGUGAGAUAACGCCCAUUUUCUAUGAAUUUAUUACCCGAAAAUAUCGCACAGUACGUAGAUAGCAUAAAUAUCUCGGACGAUAAAUCUGUACAGAACUGAUUAUUGUGUCUGUACUUGUACAGGUCUUGUACCUAUAAUAGAAUCACUCUACAGCAGUGGGCCCUCUGGCUGUGUAUGCACGAUAUAGAUCCCUAAAAGUACUCUUGUUUGAAUCGUAAUCUCAGGAGUCGGAUCAAUUUAUUGUGCUAUACAGAACACAGUGCAUACUCUUGUCAUUCUGUAGCAUUUGUCGACAGACAUUGUUAGUUUUAACGCGCACACCUACAUUUACACUUCAAGAAAAUCUUUUGACCGAAAUUUGCGUCGCGAAGAAUUGAUGGGGCGUGAUUUUGUUCGACAGUUAAUUAAAAACUUUAUUAUCAUGGGUUCAAUAUUCUUCAUUUUAAAUACUUAGUUUUUUCCGUUUAUUUCAAUAAUUUUGUUUGGUAAUAAUCGUAAUGUUUUCCCCAACGCUUUCCGCUAUUGAGAAAUAUAGAUGCCUGAACCAAUACCACACAUCAUGGGACCGAUUAUUUUCUCUUUUGUCUGUGCUAUCAAACUUUUUAGAAUAAAACCUCUCUCUCUAGCUAAAAAAUAAAAAGGUGUAUCUUUUCACGGAAAUAGAAAGCACUAACCAAAACAUCAAAGUCAUGCAUACUUUACACAGGCAAUGGUGCAAAAAAUAGAUUCAUGUUUUCCAAAAGUCAAUGAUGAUAAUUGCAAAUAUAUAUCUAAAAUUAUUUUGGGGAGAAAUCGGAAGUAUUUUAAGUUAAUUCACAUUUGGAUCCUAAGUAUAUAUACAAAAAAUAAUCGGGAUUGUUCUUUUUACACCCCCACUUUUACAAUUGGCAACAACAAUGGAAGGUAUUUUUACGUGAAAACAUCUUUGUAUCUCUAGAACAAAUCCACUAGACAUAAAAAAGUUGAAGGAGUAUUGCAAAUCACCCAAAAGAAAGAAAAUGCACUAUACAGGAUCUCUACAUUAAAGAUAUAUAUACCUCGUGUAUAGAUAAAUGAAGAAAAUGCUUCUGUUCAUUGCAUAAAAGAAUUUCUUUGCUUGAGCGACCAGGAAACUCCGCAUUGUGAAUGUGUUUUAAUCUUCUUUUUUUUUUAGUUCUUUGGUUCCUUGAUGUUCCUGUGUCGAAAUUUUUUUUGAAAAUUUAAAUAUUUGAGUU
Saccostrea cuccullata (small rock oyster) is the source of this 4419-nucleotide messenger RNA. RefSeq lists its product as uncharacterized. Bases 1308 to 3104 code for a protein of 598 amino acids. Lineage: Eukaryota; Metazoa; Mollusca; Bivalvia; Ostreida; Ostreidae. The record is from RefSeq and is a predicted model, not a curated record. The transcript has 2 exons.